This is a messenger RNA of Trachemys scripta elegans, 3577 nucleotides long. RefSeq names its product neuronal PAS domain protein 3 (gene NPAS3). The record is from RefSeq and is a predicted model, not a curated record. NCBI's taxonomy places the organism in Eukaryota, Metazoa, Chordata, Testudines, Emydidae. The transcript is spliced from 13 exons. The coding region runs from base 568 to 3345 and encodes 925 amino acids. Gene Ontology annotation, biological process: regulation of transcription by RNA polymerase II. Gene Ontology annotation, molecular function: protein dimerization activity; RNA polymerase II transcription regulatory region sequence-specific DNA binding; DNA-binding transcription factor activity, RNA polymerase II-specific.
AACUGCAACUGAGUGGCGUUGUUGCGCCGGCAGCGGAGGCUCUGUCCCCUGCACAGAGAGUGAGAGCGGAGCUGGGAAGCAGCUGGAAAAUGCCCAGAAAUAUUUUCACAGCGGUCAAGCCCGGAGCUCCCUGACUCUUCCCUCCCCCUCUCUCCCCAGCCCCGCUCGCCCCAUGGCCUGGCACCCAGCUUAAUCUGGCCCGUGCUGUGUGCGUGUGUCACACCUGCCGGGCGAUGCCAAUGGCCGGGCUGCCCGCCGGGGCUGCGCGGCUCUCUCCCCCCGCCGCCGCCGGCCGCCUGUCUCUGCGCUGGGCAUGUCUGUGGAGCCGGCGGAGCCCGGGCUCUCUCCGCUCCUCGGCUUGUGGACGGCGGCCGCCGCAGCAGCCGUGCUAGCGAGCAACCUGCACCAGGACUGCGCCGAGGAGCGGGAGCCCGCGAUGCUUCGGCCUCAGUACUUUUCCUUAGCCUAUCUGGGUAAUCAGGGCCAUUACCGCCGCUAGACACACCACACACGCCAGCCCCAGCACGGGGAAAAGUAAGGGAGAAAGGAAAAAAAAAACCCAGGAAGAUGGCGCCCACCAAGCCAAGCUUUCAGCAGGAUCCUUCCCGGCGAGAACGAAUAACUGUCCAGCAUCCUCUGCCCAACCAAUCAGAAUGUAGGAAAAUCUACAGAUAUGACGGAAUCUACUGUGAAUCUACCUACCAGAAUUUACAAGCCUUGCGAAAGGAAAAGUCCCGAGAUGCUGCUCGCUCUCGCCGGGGAAAGGAAAAUUUUGAAUUCUAUGAGUUGGCAAAGUUGUUGCCGCUCCCUGCAGCCAUUACAAGUCAGCUUGACAAGGCAUCCAUCAUCCGACUUACAAUUAGCUAUCUGAAAAUGAGGGACUUUGCUAAUCAGGGGGAUCCUCCGUGGAACUUGAGAAUGGAAGGACCUCCACCCAACACAUCAGUAAAAGGGAUACAAAUGUGGAAAUCUGAGGUCUGCAUGAGAAAGACACCAUGUGAAGUUAUAGGUGCCCAGCGCAGGAGAAGCCCCAGUGCCCUUGCCAUUGAAGUAUUUGAAUCACAUUUGGGAAGUCACAUUUUACAGUCCCUGGAUGGAUUUGUAUUUGCACUAAACCAAGAAGGAAAAUUUUUGUACAUUUCAGAAACCGUCUCCAUCUAUUUAGGCCUAUCCCAAGUGGAACUGACAGGCAGCAGUGUGUUUGACUAUGUCCACCCCGGAGACCACGUGGAGAUGGCAGAGCAGCUGGGCAUGAAGCUUCCCCCGGGGCGAGGCCUUCUCUCGCAGGGUACAGCAGAGGAUGGAGCCAGCUCAGCAUCUUCAUCUUCUCAGUCUGAGACCCCUGAGCCAGUGGAAUCAACAAGCCCCAGUCUACUAACCACUGACAACACCCUAGAGCGCUCUUUUUUCAUCCGAAUGAAAUCUACUCUGACCAAGCGAGGAGUGCACAUCAAAUCAUCAGGAUACAAGGUGAUCCAUAUAACAGGCCGGUUACGACUGAGAGUGUCACUGUCCCACGGGCGGACAGUCCCUAGCCAAAUCAUGGGGCUUGUAGUUGUGGCUCAUGCUUUGCCACCUCCUACAAUCAAUGAAGUCAGAAUCGACUGCCACAUGUUUGUUACUCGCGUAAAUAUGGACCUCAAUAUCAUUUACUGUGAAAAUAGGAUUAGUGAUUACAUGGAUCUGACCCCUGUAGAUAUUGUAGGAAAGAGAUGUUACCACUUCAUUCAUGCUGAAGAUGUGGAAGGGAUCAGGCAUAGUCACUUAGACUUGCUGAAUAAGGGUCAGUGUGUAACUAAAUAUUACCGCUGGAUGCAGAAGAAUGGAGGGUACAUCUGGAUACAGUCCAGUGCUACCAUAGCUAUCAAUGCCAAGAACGCAAAUGAGAAGAAUAUCAUCUGGGUCAAUUACCUUCUUAGUAACCCAGAGUACAAGGAUACGCCGAUGGAUAUUGCACAACUUCCUCAUCUGCCAGAGAAAACCUCAGAAUCCUCAGAGACCUCUGAUUCUGAAUCAGACUCAAAGGACAACUCAGAGGACAAUGAGAACUCAAAGUCAGAUGACAAAGGAAACCAAUCAGAAAACAGCGAAGACCCCGAAUCUGAUAGGAAGAAGUCUGGGAAUCAGUCAGAUAACGAAAUGAACUGUAAUGAUGAUGGGAACAGCUCCAGCAACCAGGACAGCAGGGACAGUGAUGACAGCUUUGAAAAUUCUGACUUUGAGAAUCAAAAGGCCCCUGAGGACAGUUUUGGUACUCUUGGUUCUAUGCAGAUCAAGGUGGAGCGCUAUGUGGAGAGUGAAUCGGACUUGCGGUUGCAGAACUGUGAAUCGUUGACGUCAGACAGCGCCAAGGACUCAGAUAGUGGAGGGGAAGUAAAUGCCCAGUCUUCCAGCAAACAUCAAAAGAGGAAGAAGAGGAGGAAAAAGCAGAAAGGAGGCAGCAUGACCCGCAGAAGGCUAUCAAGCACUUCAAGCCCAAAUGGACUUGACUCAGCUUUGGUGGACCAGCCCCAGCUGCUCUCGUCACCAAACAGUGCCUCAGUGCUCAAAAUUAAAACAGAGAUCUCAGAACCUAUCAAUUUUGAUAAUGAUAGCAGUAUUUGGAAUUACCCACCUAACAGGGAAAUCUCAAGGAAUGAAUCGCCCUACAGUAUGACCAAGCCCCCAAACUCAGAGCACUUCCCCUCCCCACAAGCCAGCAGUAGUUUACAUGUCUCCAUUCCAGACUCCGUUCUCACCCCACCAGGGUCUGAAAAUACUGCCAGCCGCAAAACUCAGUUCAGCACCUCAUCCAGCUCGGCCUUGGCUCCUGUAUCCUCUGACCCUUUGUCACCCCCGCUUUCAGCAUCUCCACGGGACAAACAUCCAGGAGGUCCCAGCACUUCCAACUCUUUGUUGUACACUGGGGAUCUGGAAGCCCUUCAGAGGUUGCAAGCAGGCAAUGUGGUGCUUCCUUUGGUUCACAGGGUAACUGGAACCCUUGCUGCCACCAGCACUGCUGCUCAGAGGGUCUACACCACUGGCACUAUUCGGUAUGCUCCAGCUGAAGUUACUUUAGCCAUGCAGGGCAACCUCCUCCCUAAUACCCACGCUGUUAACUUUGUUGACGUUAACAGCCCCAGCUUUGGGCUGGAUCCUAAAACGCCGAUGGAAAUGCUCUACCACCACGUUCACCGACUCAAUAUGUCGGGACCAUUUGGAAGUGCUGUGAGCGGGGCCAGUCUGACCCAAAUGCCUGCAGGGAACGUGUUCACAACUGCCGAAGGACUUUUUUCCACUCUUCCAUUUCCUGUGUACAGCAAUGGCAUUCACACUACACAGACUCUGGAACGGAAAGAGGAUUGAAAUAUGACCACAUACUGUGUUCAGUGUUAUACUCUGAGGCAUAGACUAUGUUUUAAUUUAGACCUUUAAUUCUAGCACUUUGAAUUUGAGCAGGUCAGCUUAUUCUCUCGAUAUGAUGGUUCCCCUUUCAUUCCCUUUCUCUUUAACUUGACUUAUUCUUUAAUGUAAAGAUAUUUUUUUAUUUUUGCCUUCAGAGAGUUGAAGUACCAGUUGCCUGCCAUUUUGUCUUCUU